AUGGAGUGUGGAGAGAUGAUGUUUCUUUGGGUUCUUGCUAUUCGCUUGGCCACUUUGGUGGUGGUGCGCUCGUGGUGGUGCAGCCAGCACCACCAAAAGGGCCCCAAGCUCGCCCCAGGAACCAUGGGAUGGCCCAUCAUAGGAGAGACCCUGCAAUUUAUUGGCGGCUCUGAAGGCCCUGAAAGUUUCAUCAAAGAGAAGAUUCAGAAAUGUGGAAUUCAUGUCUUCAAGACCCAUCUCCUCGGCAGCCCAGUCGCAGUAUUUUGUGGAGCAACAGGCAACAAAUUCCUGUUUUCGAAUGAGAACAGGGUGCUCGUAAAUGCGUGGCCAGCCUCUGUCGGGAGGAUAUUUGGCAAUUCAUUGAUCACCACGACAGGAGACGAAGCCAAACGGGUGCGUAAACUCCUAAUGGCUUUUCUGAGUCCAGAGGCUCUCCAUAAGUUUGUUAGUCGAAUGGAUUCCGUAGCUCGAGAGCACCUAAAAACACGCUGGAAUGGAAAACCAGAGGUGAAGGCAUAUGAUAUGAUCAAGGCUUAUACAUUCGCGCUGGCCUGUAGCCUGUUUGCUAGUAUUGAGAGAGAGGAUCAUAGUGCUGAGCUCUCUGUUCUCUUCACUGUUUUGGUCAAGGGGCUAAUGAGGUUGGACCUGAAAAUUCCUGGAACAAGGUAUUAUAAGGCUAAAACAGCGACGCAAGCAUUAAAAAGAGAGCUGAGGAAGGAGAUGGAGGUGAGAAAGGAGGCUUUGAGGGAGGGAAGGGCGAGCCCGAAGCAAGACCUAUUGUCGUAUUUACUCACCACUGCUGAUGACCAGGGCGGUUAUAUGAGCGAUGCAGAGGUAGUGGACAAUAUAUUGCUCUUGCUCUUCGCUGGCCAUGAUACGAGCAGUUCGACAUUGUUGAUCGUGUUGAAGCAUUUGGCCGAGAAGCCUUACUUCUACAAUGAGAUCCUCACGGAGCAAAGGGAAAUUUCCCAAUCCAAGGACAAAGAGGAACUACUGAACUGGAAAGACAUCCAAAAGAUGAAAUACACUUGGAAUGUGGUGUGUGAGGAGCUGAGAGUUUCGCCGUCUGUUGCUGGAGGGUACCGGCAAUCGCUAACUGACUUCACAUUUGCCGGAUUCCAUAUCCCGAAAGGUUGGAGGCUCCAUUGGAACACACAUACAACCCACAAGGUCGCAGAGUAUUUUCCUGAUCCUGAAAAGUUUGAUCCAUCACGUUUCGAGGGAAAGGGACCACCACCCUACACGUUCGCCCCUUUCGGUGGGGGACCACGCAUGUGCCCUGGUCUUGAGUUUGCAAGAGUGGAGAUUCUAGUGUUCUUGCACAAUUUAGUGAAGAAUUAUGAGUGGAGAUUGGUCUUCCCAGACGAGAAGAUAAAAAUCGAUCCUAUGCCGGUUGCUGAGAAGGGACUCCCGAUCCGCCUUAACCGACAUCAGCAAGAUUCAUGACUCUCUCUAGAGACUUGGAGCUCCAUGGCGAGGUUGUUGUUGAGAUUCCUUCUUUCUAUUGAAAAUUAUGGAACC
This is a messenger RNA of Amborella trichopoda, 1521 nucleotides long. RefSeq names its product cytochrome P450 716B1. The record is from RefSeq and is a predicted model, not a curated record. NCBI's taxonomy places the organism in Eukaryota, Viridiplantae, Streptophyta, Magnoliopsida, Amborellales, Amborellaceae. Gene Ontology annotation, biological process: sterol metabolic process. Gene Ontology annotation, molecular function: oxidoreductase activity, acting on paired donors, with incorporation or reduction of molecular oxygen; heme binding; iron ion binding.